AUGCGCUUUGACAUUGUGACCAAUCCAGUCGAUGUUAUCAAAAUCAGAAUGCAGUUAGAUAAUGAACUAGCUAGUCAUGGUAAACUUGAUGCUCUCAAGAACAGAUAUUAUCACGGAUUUGCUCAUGGUGCUGUGGUGGUUUAUAGAGAAGAGGGCUUCAGAGGAUUGUGCAAAGGCCUAGCUCCGUCAAUGUUACGAGAUGGGCUGUACAGUGGAUUUAGAAUGGGAGCGUAUGAACCUAUAAAAGUAUUAUUUGGUGCUACAGAUCCGGCGCAUACUCCGUUAUGGAAGAAAAUCUGUGCUGGUGCUAUUGCAGGUGCUAUUGGAAGUUCAAUAUGUACACCAACAGAUCUAGUUAAGGUUCGACUUCAGGCGCAACGAGUUCCUAAACCUGGUGAAUCACUACGAUAUCCAUCAAUGAGGGCAGCUUUUAAAGAAAUAUUUCAGAAGGAAGGUAUACGUGGAUUGUAUGUUGGAAUCGGACCAACUGUAAAGCGAGCAGCCAUUCUCACAGCCACACAGAUACCAGCGUAUGACCACACUAAACACACCUUAUUAAACAGUGGGCUAAUGGUAGAAGGACCUAAACUACAUAUUGUAUCAUCUAUGGUGGCAGGAUUAGCUACAGCUUUAACUACUUCACCAGUUGAUGUUGUUAAAACUAGAAUAAUGAAUCAACACAGUACAGGUCAAGUGAAAUCCUAUCAUUCAGCCGUGGAUUGUUUGAUAAAAACUUUUAAAAGUGAAGGAGUUCACGGACUAUAUAAAGGUUUUAUACCCAACUGGUUGAGACUCGGACCACAUACCAUAGUGACUUUCUUUAUAUUUGAACAAUUACGACAUCGGGUUGGAAUAAGACCAAUCUAA
Lottia gigantea (owl limpet) is the source of this 867-nucleotide messenger RNA. RefSeq lists its product as hypothetical. Bases 1 to 867 code for a protein of 288 amino acids. The transcript is spliced from 6 exons. The record is from RefSeq and is a predicted model, not a curated record. Lineage: Eukaryota; Metazoa; Mollusca; Gastropoda; Lottiidae.